AUGUACAAAGACGACGAUGACUCCUCGGAACACGACGUCAUCGAAGAGAUCGUCCAUCUGUUGCUCACAGAGGAUCGAUACGAAUGUGUCCUUUUCGCUUGCCAACAACUGAGAGAAAGAGAGAGAAAGAGAGAGAGAGAGAGAGGAAAACGCCCCGCUCUUUAUCCGCCCCCGCUCGUCUAUCCGAACGGUGGAAUUCUUAAGCUGCUGAUCGGCGGCACGGUGCCCAUAGCCAUGCCCAACGGCCGCAUCGUCGUCUACGGCCACAACAUACAGUACCAAUUCAAUCUGCCGGCCAACGCGAGCCUGUUCGGCGAGACGCCCAAGCUACGCAAGCGUCGAGCCGUUUCCAACGAGGAGGCAGAGGAGGAGGAGGACGAGCGUGGAUUGUUUUACCGGAUGGUCGAGCACGAGCUCGAGAGGCGAGGCAGACCGAGCAAGGACUGCCUGAAGAGGAGCAUUUGCGAGUCCGCCGAGACGCCGCUGAGGGAUGACGGUCUCCUAGGCGAGAUAUUCCACGUACUGCUCACGCCAGAUUACGGAGAUUCCAGGCAGCGGUGGCAGCGGCACCGGGAGUACAUCGAGGCGGCUGAAAUCGGCAGAAAUGGACUACUCGACUGUCUCGAGGCUUUUCCCGACUGUCCGCCUGGCUCGGGGCUGCUCGAUCACGUGUCGCGGGUUCUCUUCGCGCAAGAUUGA
Molecule: messenger RNA, 699 nt
Organism: Trichogramma pretiosum
Lineage: Eukaryota; Metazoa; Arthropoda; Insecta; Hymenoptera; Trichogrammatidae
Exons: 6
Coding region: 1-699 (232 amino acids)
Source: RefSeq, a predicted model, not a curated record